AUGAACAUCUUCCGCCUGACAGGAGACCUUUCUCACUUGGGAGCCAUCAUCAUCCUGCUACUGAAGAUAUGGAAAAGCAGGUCGUGUGCAGGUAUCUCUGGAAAGAGUCAAAUCCUCUUUGCCAUUGUGUUCACCACGCGCUAUCUGGACCUGCUCACUUCCUUCAUCUCGCUCUACAACACGUGUAUGAAGGUGAUUUACAUCGGCUGUGCGUACGCCACUGUCUACCUGAUCUACGUCAAGUUCCGGGCCACCUAUGACGGCAAUCACGACAGCUUUAGAGUGGAGUUCCUGGUGGUCCCUGUCGGGGGACUGGCUGUGCUCAUCAACCACGAUUUUUCCCCGCUUGAGAUCCUUUGGACGUUCUCAAUUUACCUGGAGUCAGUGGCCAUCCUCCCGCAGCUCUUCAUGAUCAGCAAGACAGGCGAGGCGGAGACCAUCACCACCCACUACCUGUUCUGUUUGGGCCUGUACCGAGCCCUCUACCUCUUCAACUGGAUUUGGCGCUUCUAUUUCGAGGGCUUCUUCGACAUGAUCGCCAUUGUCGCUGGCGUGGUUCAGACCGUCCUCUACUGCGACUUUUUCUACCUUUACGUCACCAAAGUGUUGAAAGGCAAGAAGCUGAGCCUGCCGGCGUAA
This is a messenger RNA of Nerophis lumbriciformis (worm pipefish), 639 nucleotides long. Lineage: Eukaryota; Metazoa; Chordata; Actinopteri; Syngnathiformes; Syngnathidae. The record is from RefSeq and is a predicted model, not a curated record.